AUGGCCGAUGCACAUACUUCCCUUCGCCACAGAAAUUCAUGCGUCAGUACGCAUUCCGGCAACCCAAACCUUGACAAUGGAGAUGCGCUUGAUGCGAAUAAAGAGAAUCAGCAGCGUGUGAUUGGAAAGACCUUUGAAGGAGAGGUCUUUACAGUUCCUCAAACCAAAGACAUGUUAACUUCGGUGUUUGAUCCAUCAUCGCGCAAGUCUCUAUUCGAUAUCUUCACCCUAUCUGUGAUGGCUCUCCAGAUCGUCCUCUUCUUAUUCCUUCCGACAUCAACAUCGCGUUGGUUAUUUCUCGGCCUAUUUACAUUCUUCCGGUUAGCGUAUAACUGUGGACUGGGAUUAUUACUGAAAAUGCAGAGCGAUAAAAAAGUCUUGGUUAAUUGGGCAAAGAAAAAAAAAUUAUUCAAAAAGGACAGCAAGUUGUCUGAAAUUUUUAAGAGAGAGUUGAGCUCUAAGAUGGGGGAUGACUAUCACUUUGAG
Molecule: messenger RNA, 486 nt
Organism: Paraglomus occultum
Lineage: Eukaryota; Fungi; Glomeromycota; Glomeromycetes; Paraglomerales; Paraglomeraceae
Source: the annotation of a GenBank genome assembly